Messenger RNA from Tribolium madens (black flour beetle), 1545 nucleotides. Its product is annotated as odorant receptor 4-like. The transcript is spliced from 5 exons. The record is from RefSeq and is a predicted model, not a curated record. Bases 262 to 1407 code for a protein of 381 amino acids. Gene Ontology annotation, molecular function: olfactory receptor activity; odorant binding. Gene Ontology annotation, biological process: detection of chemical stimulus involved in sensory perception of smell; sensory perception of smell. Lineage: Eukaryota; Metazoa; Arthropoda; Insecta; Coleoptera; Tenebrionidae. Gene Ontology annotation, cellular component: plasma membrane.
ACCUAAAUUGUCUUAUUAACAUUGCUAAAUGUUCUAAAGAAAAUAUAGCAGACACAGUUAUAAUAAGCCGUAAUUACUAUAAUAUAUUUGAUUCAAACUCCAAAUUAAAUAUUAUUCCGUUCUUGUCGCGUGCCUCAACUAAAUUAAAACGAUUUUUAAUAAUUUACUGUACUGUACAAUCGUGGAUGAAUAAUAAAUCAAUUACUACUUAUAAAAACUCAAAUCUCUGGUGAUACAAAUAGUCUUAGUGCGCACCUCAAGAUGGAAGACUUCGACUUUUUAUCUUCUCUUCAAACAAACCUUUUCUGUUUAAGAUGUGUUGGAACGUGGCCUUUACUUAACACUUACAAACUAGAUUUCUACACUUUGUAUGCAGUCACAUCUAUAACAGUUUGUAUGUUCGGCCACAAUUUUUUUCAAACAGUCAACAUUUUUUUCAUUUUCAACGAUCUAAAUACCCUCACCGCUGUUAUCUUCGUCGCGCUUACUUGUUUGGUAGCUAUUUUAAAAUCACUGCUAUUUAUUUUUAAUAUGAGAAAGCUGAAAAAGCUUUUAUUGGUUGAUAUUAGACAAAAUUUGUUUCAACCAAGAAACCGUCAACAAGCAGUUAUGGUGGAAAACAGGGUAAAUUUUUGGAAGAAGGUUUAUUAUAUUUUUUCUGGAAUGGGUAUCGCGACUAUGUUUUUCUGGACUAUUUUCCCAAUUGUGGAUGGGACGGUUCAACAACACCGGUUGCCCUUUUUGGCAUGGUACCCCUUCAAUGUCAAUGCAUCACCGUUUUAUGAAAUCACUUAUAUUUAUCAAAUAAUUAGUGUUUUUUUCAUUGUUAUCGUAAAUAUGAAUUCGGACAUGUUAUUAGUUGCUUUAAUGAAUAUUCUUGGGGUGCAAUGUGACCUAUUGUGCGAUAAUUUGAAAAACAUACAUUUUAGUGAAGAUAUAAACGAAGAGUUUCUUCGGUGUAUUAAUCACCAUACGCAAAUCUUAAGUUAUGCUAACGAUUGCAACAAGUUCUUUAAUAUAAUCGUUUUAGCACAAUUUUUCACCACUGUAGCCUCCUUGGGACUGACAAUGUAUCAGUUGACAAUUGUUACCCCCUUUACCAGUGAAUUUUAUUCGUUUAUAGUCUAUGGAAGUGCGGUUUUAAUGGAAAUAUUCUUAUACUGCUGGUUUGGAAAUGAAGUGGAAUUUAAGAGCUUCAAUAUUCCUUUUGCUGCAUUUGAAUUUGAUUGGACUAUCAGUAGUAUCGGACUGCAAAAAAAAAUAAUUUUUUUAAUUGCAAAAAGUCAACGACCAAUAAGAAUGACUGCCCUUAGCUUGUUUCAUCUAUCACUGGAAACUUUCGUUAAAAUUUUGCGUACGGCUUACUCAUAUUUUGCCCUUUUAAACAAUGUAAAUUCACUAAACUAAUCAUUAUUUAUUAUACUUAGGAAUGAAAACAUAUGAAACUACUAAAUGCGGUCAUCUUUUAACAAAGCUGUAAUAAUUCACUUUUGUAAUAAUAAUAAAUUAAUGUAGAUUUUUAUUCACAUUUAGUAAAAGCACACU